AUGGGGCACAAUAAAAGAAAAGAGAACAGAGAAAUUUCCUUCCCUGCACGGCGGCAACUAUGCUCGGAUCGAACCCAAGCUGCCUUGCACUCCUGUGGCUCUUCCCCAUGCCCAACCCUGACGGCUCCACCUACAGCCUAUAGUCUGAAUGACUGCCGUGUCCAGAUCACCGCAGAUACACCACCUGGCUCAGAACAACAGGAUCGAGAAACCAGGGGAGCAACGCCACAAGUUCAUUGCGGCAUCUUGGCCAAGAUCCUACAAUCUACACACCGAGGGGCAUACCUGGUGGCUCCCCUGUUAAUGGAGCCCCUCUUGCCAGCUACCGCGGUGGUGGCGGCGGUAGGAGGAGGAUUGGCGAAGGCCUCCUUGCUGCUGCCCCAGCUCGUCUCCUUACGGAUCUCAGAUUCUCAGUCCGGGCCUCUUGGGCUUGUUGCCCUCUUGGAGCCUAGAGACGAGGGGCGGCGGCAUGGAGGAUAG
This is a messenger RNA of Miscanthus lutarioriparius, 480 nucleotides long. The record is from the annotation of a GenBank genome assembly. NCBI's taxonomy places the organism in Eukaryota, Viridiplantae, Streptophyta, Magnoliopsida, Poales, Poaceae.